Messenger RNA from Mercenaria mercenaria, 1915 nucleotides. Its product is annotated as prion-like-(Q/N-rich) domain-bearing protein 25. NCBI's taxonomy places the organism in Eukaryota, Metazoa, Mollusca, Bivalvia, Venerida, Veneridae. Bases 106 to 516 code for a protein of 136 amino acids. The transcript is spliced from 5 exons. The record is from RefSeq and is a predicted model, not a curated record.
ACUGUCGGAGGCAGAUGUCAUGGCAAAAACGGCGUCGUGUGUCGAAACGAUGCGAACGCUGAAUGUAGGAAUGGUGUUUGUUUUUGUAAUGAUAACUCUACUCAGAUGAACCAAAAAUGUGUAUAUGACGAAACAUAUGGUGGUAUAUGCAAGAACUGGAGCGGGGACUGUGCUUUAGACAAAAAUGCUGAAUGCAUACAUGGUAUAUGUCAGUGCAAAUAUGGAACACGGGAAGUAUCAGGGAAGUGUGUUACAGAUGAAACAGCUGGAGGUAUAUGCAUAGAAGACCAGGGUCAAGAAUGUUUGCUGGACUCGAAUGCGUUGUGUUUAAAUGGGUCAUGUGUGUGUAAGAAAGGAACGCAUCAGAUUGGACAGAAGUGCCAAAAGGAUGGGUCGUUGAGAGGUGUUUGCAGAGCUGGUAACUGUGAAGGCGAAAAUGUCACCUGCAGUAUCAAAACAAAACUGUGUGUUUGUAAAACAGGCUAUGUAGAAAGCAGAGGAAAGUGUAUGAAAUAGUACAGGUUUGGGUUACAGAAUAUCAGAUGGACCUACAAUGAAGAAGAUUGAGGUGUCAGCGGCAAAGAUUCCAAGAGUUGAGAGUGUAGCAUUAGAUAUGGCUUGUGUCUAAAAGAUCAGUAUUUUUCAUCAUCACAUGAAACAAAUUUGCUAAUGGUACAAUAUGGAAUCACACUGUGUUCAGAGUGUAGUCUGUUUACAAUACAGCGCUGUAGCGCCGUUAGUAUGGCAAUGUACAUGACAGCUAUGUACGAACAUUGUGUAAUAUAAAAGGGCAACCAAGACAAUUCAGUACUGCCCGUACAUGGAUUCGGCUUUAUUAUAUGUUUUGUUCUUGUGGGUCAUAAAGAACAUUUUAUUUUACUUUUAAAAUUAAUAGAAAUGUAUACACAUUUACUUGAAACGGACAGGCUCUUGUUUUGACUGGUGGCAUUCUGUGCCACCAAAUUGAUAUUUCCUGUAGAUUUUACUAGAUACUGGAAAAGGUUUUGUAUAUAUUGAUGUGAUCUGCAAUAAAGAUAAGCUAUAAAGGUGUUUAAAUGAAAAGUUGAAAAAUGUUUGAAUGUAUGAAAUUAGCAAAGUCUAUGCUUUACAAUGAUACGUUCGUUAUUGGUUUCGGCUAUGCACCUUAGAUAACAAAUGGUAUGCAGGAACGUAAAACUCUAAUGUUGCACUAGUUGAAACUUAUGUCAUUGACAUAUUUGAUUUAAUUAAAAAGUAAAAUGUUAAUGUGUCGUUUUCAGAUUAGUGUUACUGUAUUCGGCUGUCGUCAUCGGGUAAGAAUAUCGAAUAUCCGUUUAAGUCGUUACACUGUUAAGACCCGUUUUUCUUCCAAAAGAAGAUUAAUUUGGUUUUUACGUUGCAAAACGCCAACGUAGAUUACGUGGAAGUCAUUUAAAACGUCCGCGUUGUGGCUCCAAUGUAUUAUUUCAGUGACUCUCCCAUAAGGAAAUGACCGGAUUGCGUUUGAUAUUUACGCUUUAUGGUCUUUCAAUAAAAGAUUUUUCGAGAUAGCUACUUUUGAGGAGAAUAAAAGUCCAUACUGAUUUUAAUGAGCAGGCCUUCAGGUAAAUUAGAAAUUCGGGAAGUUUUGCAAAACAAAUUCUUUAUGAGUUUGUAUUAACUUUUUUUAAAUGCGCACUAUGAUACUUUUGACAUGAGUUGGAUCAAGCUUAAGGAUGACUACCCGUAAUAUGCCUCAAUUUCACCAAAAGCGUACAUACAACUUGAUAAUGUAAGCUUUGAAAAUGUCAAACGAUAGAAAUAAGGUGCAUAUUGACAAGUUAUAUAGUGACAGAAGUUCUCAAAAAUUCCCUUUAGAUUACCUCCCCUGAUAAUUUUGGUUUUUCAUGAGUUAUCUCCCCUGAAAACUAGAAAAAAAUAAUUUUCUCCUUUUCCA